This is a messenger RNA of Plenodomus lingam JN3, 1578 nucleotides long. The record is from RefSeq and is a predicted model, not a curated record. NCBI's taxonomy places the organism in Eukaryota, Fungi, Ascomycota, Dothideomycetes, Pleosporales, Leptosphaeriaceae.
AUGCGUUGCAACGGCGCUCCACUGCAGAUUAUGGACUGUUCGCUGGCGACUCUCGUGUUGCCUUCACAAUGUGGUCUACCAGCCCAGUUUGCUUUCACAGUGUCAUGCAACCCCAGACAUAUAGUCGAUUCUACCAUCUGCCCAGCAACAUGCAUCAACAAUUCAUUCAAGUGUUUUGCGUGGAAGUAUAGCAAACAAGCGUCUGUGUCUACGUUCGAUUCAAGGACAAACGGUCCAUCAAGGGUCCUGACCUACGCACAGCCAGCCUUUUCAUCUCUGCAGAAGACGAAUCAAAUACCAACUCUAUCUCAGGCUGUUUUCGAUCUGCCAGGAGCCAUGGAUUCGCACUCCGUUGUCGUUGCGCAGAAACAACAGGUCUCAGCCGCCGCUUCAGAGACCACACGCGAGGCCAUGGAGACAAGUGCGACUUUGCAAGGCCCACAUCUUCAGCCUGAUUUAUCGUACUUGGGAGAUAAUGAGGGUCGGUCUGGAGCAGCAGCCUCCAAGGGCAAAGGUAAGGCAGUCCAGUCGGUGGUUGAGUCUCCAGAGCUCUUCAAGGAGUUCAACUUUGACUUUUUCGAGCUUUCUGAUCUCAAGCCGCCAGAAGAACAAGAACAAGAACAAGAAGAGGAAGAAGAUUCUAAAAUCAACCCCGCUCCGCCUCAUCCAGCCACCGUCUUCAACUACCCAGACCUCAAAACAUGGUCAGUACCCACAACCGUGUCUCCAUCAAUCACCCAGCACCCCGACCCCCAACCCAUCUCUUCCCAAACACCCCAUACCAACUCUCCACCCACACAUACUCCCCCCAUCAAACCCCCACCAAAAAACCCCCGCUACUACCCGCACGCCCUCUCAACCCCCGCCAAGCACGCCCUCGCCCUCGGCCAAAAGAACCACAGCCUCCAACCAUGGACACAACAACACCUCCUCCACCACCACGAAUCCCGAAAAGAACUUGUACCGCGCAGCCUGGAUAAGGAUUACACUUCAAAAGCACUCGCGGCUAUUGAAUACGAUGUCCAGACUGCCCGAUGUACGAUGUUGAAGGCGACGCAGAAUGUGCGUCGUUGGUCUCGGGUACCGAGUCUUGAUGCGCAAAUGCUUGGGGAUGAUGAGGAGGAUGUGGGGGCCAUGUUGCCUCGGGUGCAAUCUUGUUCUCCUGGUGCGGAAGAUUGUGUGGGUGAUGUUGGGUCCUCCAGCGCCCCGACACCUUCUUUUCGUCCUCUGUGUCCUCACACUUUGCAUACUUGCAUCCCUGCACUCCCUCCGAACUCAUCAAACACCCUGAUCCGUGCAUCUAACACCUAUGCAAACUCCUCUCCUUCUCUUCCCCCUUCUCUUCCCCCUUCUCUUUCCCCUUCUCUUUCGCUCCCGCACCCGCUCCCCUCCCCCCACCCCAACAAAACUUUCGAUGCCUUCCUCGCGCCGCACAAAUCAGGUAAAGGCGAGACGCACCGCGCAAGUGCAAAUGCGAAGAUGGCGGUGAAAUCGCAGAAGCUGUUGCGGGAUGGUGGUGGGUUUACUGGUAAGACUCUUGUGUUGCUUGGCUGGUGCAAGCGCGGUGUGGAUGAUUAG